This is a messenger RNA of Cicer arietinum (chickpea), 1377 nucleotides long. RefSeq names its product KH domain-containing protein SPIN1-like. NCBI's taxonomy places the organism in Eukaryota, Viridiplantae, Streptophyta, Magnoliopsida, Fabales, Fabaceae. The record is from RefSeq and is a predicted model, not a curated record. Gene Ontology annotation, biological process: regulation of mRNA splicing, via spliceosome. Gene Ontology annotation, cellular component: nucleus. Gene Ontology annotation, molecular function: mRNA binding.
CAAGCAGAGAAGUACAAAGAGACACUCUUUAAGGCAUGCUUUUACUACUGAAACUACUACACAAGUGGCCCUCCAUUUUAUUUGUAGUUUUCUAUCUUACCCUUUUACUCUCUUGUCUAAUAUUGCUUACUUGAUUCUUUUUUUCUUAUAGGAUUCUUCAACCACAUCAAAUCUCAAACAACUCUUUCUUUUAAAUUAUUCAAUUUUCUUUUUUCUCUCUAUUCCUUUUGAGAUAAACAAACACAUAUCCUUUGUAGAAUUCAUUUCUAACAUGUAUAAUCAAAUUUCUUCACCUGCUUCUCAAAGGGCCAAUUCACCAAAUAUAAUUAACAUGAGAAGCAAUCUUAUUGAUGCUGAAAGUCAAUACUUAAUGGAGCUUCUAGCAGAACAUCAAAAACUUGGACCUUUCAUGCAAGUCUUACCCUUAUGUAGCAGACUCUUAAAUCAAGAGAUUUUGAGGGUUUCUGGAAAGAAUGGAUUGUUACAGAACCAAGGGUUUAAUGAAUUUGAUAGAAUGCAACUCAUAAACCAAAGUCAAAUGGCUUCUUCAGACUUGAAACCAAACUUUACUGGCUGGAACAGCCUGUCACAAGAAAUGUUAGCUGAAGUGAAGGGACUAAACAUGGAUUGGCAAACAGCACCAUCAGUUGUUCCAAGUUCUCACAUUGUGAAGAAGAUAUUGCGCUUGGAUAUUCCUAAGGAUGGUUAUCCAAAUUUUAAUUUUGUUGGGAGGCUUCUUGGUCCUAGAGGUAAUUCAUUGAAGCGUGUAGAGGCUACCACAGGUUGCCGCGUGUAUAUUAGAGGGAAAGGUUCAAUUAAAGAUUUAGACAAGGAAGAGUUGCUAAGGGGAAGGCCAGGAUAUGAACACCUGAAUGAUGCACUUCACAUCUUAAUUGAAGCUGAACUACCUGCCAAUAUUGUUGAUGCAAAGUUGAGGCAUGCACAGGAAAUCAUAGAAGAGCUACUUAAGCCUGUGGAUGAGUCACAGGACCUUUACAAGAGACAACAACUAAGAGAACUUGCUAUGCUCAAUUCCAAUUUUAGAGAAGAUAGCCCUCAACUAAGUGGUAGUGUCUCUCCAUUCACUUCUAAUGAAAUAAAAAGGCCCAAAACUGAGGAAUAAUAAUUGUUAUAUUCUUAUGAUUGCUGAAUUUAAUGUUGCAUCCUUUAACUUGAUUCUGUAAAGCUAUAAUGAGAGGCUUGAUUUGGAGAGGAAACAUAUUCAUUGUUAGUCUAUUGCAUUUAGUAGACUUUCAAAACUAGUAGAAUUCUUGUUGACUUUAUUUUGACCUGUUUGUCAGUCUAAUAAUGUGUGUAAAUAUAACAUUCGUUGCAUUUAUAUUAUGUUUAAUCUUAAGAUUGGAAAUAUAUGCUUCA